GCUGUCGGAGCUGCUGCCGCUGCUGCUGCUGCUGAGGAGUUCUCCUUCACAGAUUUGGCUCCAAAAAAGAAAAGACCCAGACCCGGUGGAUAAUAUCAUGAUUAACUGGACUGUCGACAUUUUUUUAAAAGGUCAAUAGUGACCGUGGGAGAAUGUGUGGACAUGUUUUAAACGACUGCAAAGACGCAUCAGUCUUUGCCAAAAAGAAAGAGAAGCAGUAGGUACAUGUGCAGUGAGCGACGGCUAGGAGAGCAGUUCAGGGGCACGAGCCAAAGGCACACACACCCACCAGCAGAGAGCAAGACUGCAUUAUUCAACGGAUCCUCUUCUCUACGUUCCUCUGGGCCAGUGACUCACCCCCUCUGCACCUCUUGCUGAGCCAUUAUUGCCAUGGAAACCCCGAGCCAGAAACGCACCAGCCGCGGUGCUGCCGGCAUGUCCCCGGUCCGCGUCACCAGGCUGCAGGAGAAGGAGGACCUGUGCAACCUCAACGACCGGCUGGCCGUCUACAUCGACAAGGUGCGCUCACUGGAGUUGGAGAACGCCGGGCUGCGGAUGCGCAUCACCGAGUCGGAGUCCUGCGUCAGCCGUGACCUGACGGGCAUGAAGGCGGCCUACGAGGCGGAGCUCGCCGACGCCCGCAAGACCCUGGACCAGGUGGCCAAGGAACGAGCACGCCUGCAGCUGGACCUGAGCAAGAUCAGGGAGGAGCACAAGGAGCUCAAAGCCAGGAACAGUAAAAAGGAGUCUGACCUGGAGGCAGCUCUCGUCAGGCUGAGGGACCUGGAGGCUCUCCUCAACUCUAAAGACGCUUCCCUCAACACCGCCUUGGGGGAGAAGCGAGCCCUGGAAGCUGAGGUGAAGGACCUCAAGGCCCAGCUGGCCAAGUUGGAGGGUAGCCUAGCCGAUGCCAAGAGGCAGCUGCAGGAUGAGAUGCUGAGGAGAGUGGACGCCGAGAACCGCCUGCAGACCCUGAAGGAGGAACUGGAGUUCCAGAAGAACAUCCACAGCGAGGAGCUGCGUGAGUCCAAGCGUCGCUUCGAGUCUCACAUCGUGGAGAUGGACAGCGGGCGUCAGCAGGAGUUUGAGAACAAGCUGGCCACUGCCCUGACCGAGCUGAGAGAGCAACACGACGAGCAGGUCCGCCUCUACAAGGAGGAGGUGGAGAAGACCUACGCCUCUAAGCUGGAGAACGCUCGCCACUCAGCUGACAGGAACAACCACUUGGCGGGAGCUGUCCAUGAAGAGCUGCAGCAGACCCGCGUUCGAAUGGAGAGCAUGUCGAGCCAGCUCGGCCUGCUGCAGAAACAGCUGUCGGCCAGCGAGGCCAAGGUGCGGGAGCUGGAGGAGUGUCUGUCGAGGGAGCGGGACCUGAUGCGGCGGCGGCUGGAGGAUAAAGAGCGGGAGAUGGCUGAUAUCCGAGCUCGGAUGAUGCAGCAGCUGGAAGAGUACCAGGAGCUGCUGGAUGUCAAACUGGCCCUGGACAUGGAGAUUAACGCUUACAGGAAGCUGCUGGAGGGAGAGGAGGAGAGGCUGCGUCUGUCACCCAGCCCUCCACCCACCAAGGUCACAGUGACACGGACCUCCGCCUCAGGCCACGGCCACAGCAGCCGCCUGCUCCACUCCGCCACCACCGCCUCCAGCAGCCGCAACUCCUCGGGCACGGGCAGCACCAAGAAGCGCCGCCUCAACGACAACGACAGCGAGACCUCCAGCGUGGCCGGGGGCACCGUGACCAAGACUCGCAUCAACCAGCAAGCCUCGGCCAGCGGCCGCAUCACGGUGGACGAGGUUGACCUGGAGGGCAAGUUCAUCCGCCUGAGCAACAAGGCUGACGAGGACCAAUCUUUGGGUAACUGGCAGGUGAAGAGACAAGUUGGUAGUGCCACCCCCAUCACCUACAAGUUUCCCCACAAAUUCACUCUGAAGGCUGGAGGAACUGUCACUAUCUGGGCUGCCGGUGCCAAUGCAACCCACAACCCCCCCACCGACCUGGUGUGGAAGAGCCAGAACUCCUGGGGCACCGGCGACCUCCUGCAGACCUCCCUCAUCAGCGCCAACGGAGAGGAAAUGGCCAUGAGGAAAGUGACCCGCACCCUGUUCCGCGAUGAGGACGAUGACGACAUGGGAGCUCACAGCACGAGCGGCGCAGACAAUGAGUACAACCUGAGGAGCCGCACGGUGAUCUGCGACUCCUGCGGCCAGACGUCGGACCGCGAUGGUGUUUGCAGCAGCGGGGGUCUACCUGAAGGCCUCGUGCGGCAGACCUUUUUCAUGGGCAGCAACGAGCCCAGACAGGGCCGCGUCAAGCCGGAGAACUGCUCCAUCAUGUAAAAACCAGACAGCGCCUGACCUCCUGUGGCCUACAAAGGAGAAUCAUUGUCUCCUGUUGGGAUGUGUGUCUUUAUUUUUUUAUAUGAUCCGUCUUAUUUUGUAUUCAAAUUAAUCUGCAGGUUAAAUUUGCUUUGAGGUUUGUUUGUUUUUUUGGGCAAAGGGCACAGGAAUUCUUUAUAUUCAGCUUUUUCGAGUUAUUUUUGUAUAUUCAAGUUAUGUUAUAUUGCAUGUGUGCCUCGCUAAUGCUUGUGUUGUAUCCUGCUCUUCUUGCACACACUCUCUCACACACACACACAGCUCCAUUGACCAGUGCUUCGAUCCGAGCCGGGGGUUUCACAUUUAAUGGCCAGGCUGUCAACACUCAACACGCACAGCUAGUGAACCCUGUCAGGAGUUAGGUCUCUACAGGAGAAUGAAUCCUGUUGGGUUUCUUUAUCGAGUUCAUCGUCCAUCGGAUAGAUCAGAUCUUUAUUUAAGAUGAUUACCAUGAUGUUUACAAUUUAAAAUCUGUCUUUUUUCGGAGCAGUAUUGUGCUAUUUUUAUAUGCAACAGAGAAAAUGAAUGAGAUAGUAUUGUUUGAAAAGAAAGCCAAAGUACUGUAAGCUCAGGGUGUCAGCGGGUUUUUUCACCUUUUGUCGUAGAUUUUCUACCGUAUGUGGAUUUAGAUCGCACAGUUGGGCAGCUGUGACGCACACAGAGAAAAUUAUUUGAGAUGAAUAUAUUUUUUCUGCCAUUCACAGCUCCAAGCUAGAGAAAUGUUUUUGAGCGUGUGUCGAAAUAAGGAACUCUUGUUUGCUGGAUAAGUUGAAUCUAUCCAGUUAAUCGGGUCACGUGUAUCUCGGACUGAGAUUUAAAACGUGUCGCCUUUUUUAUUAUGUCUUUUUUUCUCAUCCAAAGAUGUUUUGUUAUGAUGAUAGAAACAGGUACUAUGUCUGUAGUCUUUAUUGACAAAUUAAGUGCCAGAUAUAGAGUAUAUAUAUUUGUAGGAUUUCUCAGCUUAUUCAACCAAAGCAUCACUGAUCUAACAGAGAACUGUUGUUGUUUUGUACAGAUUAGAAAUACAAGUGUGCCUUUUUAGAGGACGGAAAAAAACCAACAAUCACCACUC
Messenger RNA from Larimichthys crocea (large yellow croaker), 3442 nucleotides. It is a transcript of the gene lmna, whose product is annotated as lamin A. The record is from RefSeq and is a predicted model, not a curated record. Gene Ontology annotation, molecular function: structural constituent of cytoskeleton. Bases 391 to 2334 code for a protein of 647 amino acids. Gene Ontology annotation, biological process: nuclear envelope organization; nuclear migration; protein localization to nuclear envelope. The transcript has 14 exons. NCBI's taxonomy places the organism in Eukaryota, Metazoa, Chordata, Actinopteri, Sciaenidae. Gene Ontology annotation, cellular component: nuclear envelope; nuclear lamina.